Molecule: messenger RNA, 1401 nt
Organism: Aspergillus calidoustus
Lineage: Eukaryota; Fungi; Ascomycota; Eurotiomycetes; Eurotiales; Aspergillaceae
Source: the annotation of a GenBank genome assembly
AUGUGCCCAGAAGCCCUUCUCCCGCCCGUGUCUCGCCUUCAAGAAACAUUUCGACUUUCCAUCAACUUGAACCAGACAAUCUUCUUGCACAUUGAGUACAUCGAGUUGAACGGAUCUCUACAUGUCCCCCGCGCUGCCUUCGAUGCAGCAGUCACCCACGAGCUCAUGGGGCGAUCAAAACCGCACAGCUCGGGCCCAAAACUGAUCAAGGAUUGUCCGCCGCUGGAGCUGACAGUAGGCUCAGUGGGUAUACUGGACUCCCUUGAAUUCACAGAUGACGCAGCUGCCCGCGCGCCUCUGGCACCAGACGAGGUUGAGAUCCAGACACAUGCCAUUGGGAUCAACUUCCAAGACGCCCUGAUUGCGCUAGGCCAGAUCUCCGACGGCCCCAUGGGCCAGGAGUGCGCAGGUGUCGUUACGCGUGCGGGUCCCGAUACGCUGUUCCAGCCAGGGGACCGGGUCGUUCUCGCCGCCGGCUCGACAUUCAGAACGUUUGCCCGCGGCAAGGUUGCGCUGGGUAUACCAGAUGACAUGCCCUUUACCACUGGAGCCGCCAUACCCGUUCAGUUUGCCACGGCCUGGGAGGCCGUCCACCACCUGGCGCGCACCCAGAAGGACGAAACCAUCUUGGUACACGCUGCUGCUGGCGGCACGGGGCAGGCAGCCAUUCAGAUUGCGCAACUGCACGGCGCGACUGUAUUCGCUACGGUGGGGUCGGUGGCAAAGAGAGAGUUCCUCACUAAACAGUACGGGAUUCCUGACGAGCGGAUCUUCUACAGCCGGGACGCCAGUUUCGUCCACGGUAUUAAGCGCGCAACACGGGGCCGCGGCGUCGAUGUGGUUUUGAACUCGCUGACUGGGGACGGUCUGCUAGCUUCCAUGGAGUGUCUUGCACCCAAUGGUCGAUUUAUCGAGAUUGGGAGAAAGGACAUCGAGUACAAUUCAAAGCUACCGAUGUACGCGUUGGGGAGAAAUAUGUCGUUUAUUGUCUUUGACGGGUCGCUGUUGCUGUCCGAGCACCCUUCCCGGAGCUCUAGCAAUCUCCGAAAGCUGGUAGAGAUGUUUUCCCGAGGUGAACUUCGUCCAGUCGAGUCAUUGCACGUCUAUGACGCCGGCGAAGUUGAAAAGGUUCUUCGCAUGGUGCAGAUGGGCACCAGCAUGGGCAAGUUUGUGCUCCAAGUGACACCCGAGUCGCAGGCGACCCUCAAAAUACGGCCGAGCUUUUAUAUGGACGCUCAUGCGACAUUUGUCCUGGCCGGCGGGCUCGGAGGUACUGGUCGUGCCACGGCUCGAUGGAUGGUUGAGCGCGGUGCGAUAAAUCUUAUCUUGCUUUCGCGACGUGGCCCUCGAACAGGCGCUGCCCUGGAGUUGGUCACCGAUCUGAGAGCACGGGGAGUUUGA